Lotus japonicus is the source of this 1726-nucleotide messenger RNA. RefSeq names its product succinate--CoA ligase [ADP-forming] subunit beta, mitochondrial. The record is from RefSeq and is a predicted model, not a curated record. Bases 133 to 1401 code for a protein of 422 amino acids. Lineage: Eukaryota; Viridiplantae; Streptophyta; Magnoliopsida; Fabales; Fabaceae. The transcript is spliced from 12 exons. Gene Ontology annotation, biological process: tricarboxylic acid cycle; succinyl-CoA metabolic process. Gene Ontology annotation, molecular function: succinate-CoA ligase (ADP-forming) activity; ATP binding; metal ion binding. Gene Ontology annotation, cellular component: succinate-CoA ligase complex; mitochondrion.
AGCAUUGUUUUUCCGAAACAGAAAAUUCGUAGGGUUUGAACGAGGUUGAAGGAGGAAGCGCAGUAACACAAGCACUCAUCGUUGCAGAAUCAAUCAAAUCCAUCGUCUCAGAUCUUCAGAUCCAUCACAACAAUGGUGAGAGGAUUGCUCAACAAGCUCGUCUCCCGCUCCCUCUCCGUCGCCGGAAAAUCGCAGAACCAACAGCUCCGCCGCCUCAACAUCCAUGAAUACCAGGGUGCUGAGUUGAUGAGUAAAUAUGGAGUUAACGUUCCGAGAGGUGUAGCUGUUUCCUCUGUUGAAGAAACCAGAAAGGCCAUCAAGGACGUGUUCCCUGGUCAAAAUGAGUUGGUGGUUAAGAGUCAGAUUUUAGCUGGUGGACGAGGAUUGGGAACUUUUAAAAGUGGCCUUAAGGGAGGAGUGCACAUUGUUAAGACUGACCAGGUUGAAGACAUUGCUGGUAAGAUGCUUGGGCAGAUACUAGUUACCAAACAGACUGGUCCUGAGGGAAAAGUUGUUAGCAAGGUUUACUUGUGUGAAAAGCUAUCACUUGUGAAUGAGAUGUACUUUGCUAUAACUCUUGAUCGGAAGACUGCUGGUCCGCUUAUUAUUGCUUGUAGAAAAGGAGGAACCAGCAUUGAAGACCUUGCAGAGAAAUUCCCAGAUAUGAUUAUAAAGGUGCCUAUUGAUGUUUUUGAAGGAAUUACUGAUGAAGAUGCAGCUAAGGUUGUUGAUGGUUUGGCUCCCAAAGGGGCUGAUAGAAAUCAAUCAAUUGAACAAGUGAAGAAUUUGUAUAAACUUUUUGUUGAUAGUGACUGCACUCUUUUGGAAAUCAAUCCCAUAGCUGAGACAGCUGAUAACCAACUGGUCGCUGCUGAUGCUAAGUUGAAUUUUGAUGAUAAUGCUGCGUAUCGUCAGAAAGAGAUAUUUGCUCUUCGUGACACAACACAAGAAGAUCCACGAGAGGUGACUGCUGCAAAAGCAGAUUUAAAUUAUAUUGGGCUAGAUGGAGAAAUUGGUUGCAUGGUGAAUGGGGCAGGAUUAGCAAUGGCCACAAUGGAUAUUAUUAAAUUGCAUGGGGGUACUCCUGCCAAUUUUCUGGAUGUAGGUGGGAAUGCCUCCGAAGGACAGGUUGUUGAGGCAUUUAAAAUAUUGACCGCCGAUAGCAAAGUGAAGGCAAUUUUGGUUAAUAUUUUUGGUGGUAUAAUGAAGUGUGAUGUUAUUGCAAGUGGAAUAGUGAAUGCUGCAAAACAGGUUGCACUGAAAGUCCCAGUAAUCGUUCGUCUUGAAGGCACCAAUGUUGAUCAAGGAAAAAGAAUUUUGAAGGAAAGUGGUAUGACAUUAAUAACGGCUGAAGAUUUAGAUGAUGCAGCUCACAAAGCAGUGAAAGCCAUUAACAAAUGAAGGGUUACUUCUGUUCAAAUUCCAAAAUUACACCAUUAUUUUUUGUGUUAAAACUUACUGACGAGAAGGAAAUUCUUGCGGCAAAUCUUAUUGGAGCCGCAGUGGUUAUCAAAGCAUUUCCAAUAAGUUAAUGCUUUUCAAAUUGUGUUGAUGGCUUGAUGCACAUGGUUGAUAUUUGGUUCUUUUAACACUUCAUACCGACCCUUUGUGGUUGUUCCUGGUUUAGUUCUCUUUAACCUUUAUGCGAAUAACAUGGAAAUAGUGCUUCAUUAAGCGGCCGAAACCUGUAGCCUUUUAAUUGAGGAUUUCCAAUUUUGAAUAUUCA